GUGCUGGGAGACUGGGAGACCUACAAGGACCAGAACGGCCGCCACUUCUACUACAACCGCUCCACCCAGGAGAGGACCUGGAAGCCCCCCCGAGCCAGAGAGCCGAGCACCGGGAGCUCCAGAGGAGAGAGCCUGAGCGCCGGAGAGAGCUCCGAGACCACUCCCCUCUCGCUCUCGCCGUCUUUCCUUCCCUUCCUGUCGCUCUCCAUCGGUCGGCUGCAGCCUCUGUCAUCGGAGGACUUCAGUACCUACUCUAGCCAAUCAGACAGUCAGUAUGGCUCGCCGCCGCGUGGUUGGUCGGAGGAGAUGGACGAGCACGGCCACACGCUGUAUGUCAGCGACCAUACCAACGAGAAGUGGUUAAAACACGUGGAUGAGCAGGGCCGACCGUAUUACUACAGUGCCGACGGGUCACGGUCAGAAUGGGAGCUGCCCAAGUUGAACCACUCCCUCCCCCUGCCUGGAGACGCUCCCAAGAGUCGGAGUCUGGACCGGAGAAGCGUCGAGCCCAUCGUCCUCACCAAGUGGAGACACAGCGCCUACGUCCAAGACCCCAACGACAAGCGGCUGAUAAAAACCCGGCGUUUCCGCUCAGGCUCUGCCCGCCAGCACCCGUACAAACACCAAGACGCUCCUCUGAGCCCAAAGCCCUCCACUCCAGACUCUGACUCCUGCCCUUCGUCUCCCAAGCCCCCCUCCUCUGUUAGUACUCACCCCUCACCUCCUCUCUUGACCCUGCUGGUAUCACAUGUUGCAGCUUAUUGCAGGGUUUCUGCACAGGUAUUGAAAACCUGGAACUCAAUAGAGAAAAGGCUUGUGUCCCAGGAUACAUGCAUUGUGAUAUGUGUUGCAGGGAAGAUGUACAGCAACAACUAAAUGACACUAAGCAAGUCAGUUUGAAUUUGAGCCUGUGUAGAUUCCCUGUUAAUAAGCAAGAAAGCUGCCGGCAUUACUAAACUAAUGGAUUACCGUAAUUUUCGGACU
Notothenia coriiceps (black rockcod) is the source of this 984-nucleotide messenger RNA. Its product is annotated as rho GTPase-activating protein 12-like. The transcript is spliced from 6 exons. The record is from RefSeq and is a predicted model, not a curated record. Gene Ontology annotation, molecular function: protein binding. NCBI's taxonomy places the organism in Eukaryota, Metazoa, Chordata, Actinopteri, Perciformes, Nototheniidae. Bases 307 to 876 code for a protein of 189 amino acids.